AUGCCACUGAAAGAGGAGAUUCAAGAACUUGAUGUAAAGAUAGAGAAAGAUCUAUAUGAGAAACAUCACGAUUUAAGAACUGGAGAAAAAUCUAAAAAGACGACUUCUCGAAAAAGCGCUCAGAAGACAGGAGCUAGAAGUCAUUUCACCUGCCAACAGUGUGGAAAGAGUUUCACUCGGAAAGAAAACCUUAAAGUUCACACGAGGAUUCAUACAGGAGAGAAACCUUACACCUGCCAACAGUGUGGAAAAUGCUUCAUUCAGAAUGAAACUCUUAAAAACCACAUGAGAAAACACACUGGAGAGAAGCCUUACACCUGCCUUCAUUGUGGAAAGUGUUUUAAACAUAAAGCAGCAAUGAAUGUCCACAUGAGAAUUCACACUGGAGAGAAACCGUUCGUAUGUGCUCGAUGUGGAAUGAACUUCAGAUGUAAAGUAAAUCUUGAUUACCACAUGAAGAUUCACUCAAGAGAUAACUGUUUUCUAUGCCAUCAGUGUGAAAUGAGUUUCACAGACACAAAUCACCUUAAGAAUCAUGUAACAACUCACAUUGGAGAAGAGCCUUUCAUGUGCCAUCACUGUGGAAUGAGUUGCACAACAAAAACUAACCUCAAGGUUCACACAAGAGUUCAUACAGGAGAGAAGCCUUUCACCUGCCAACAGUGUGGAAAAACUUUUAAUGAAAAAGGAAACCGUAAUGUCCACAUGAGAGUUCACACUGGAGAGAAGCCUUACACAUGUCUUCAGUGUGACAAGAGAUUUACAAGUCAAAGAAACUUGAAACGUCAUUUGCAAGCACAUUCUGGAAAGAAACUGCAGUUUUCUUCAAGGUGA
Messenger RNA from Sinocyclocheilus grahami, 834 nucleotides. Its product is annotated as gastrula zinc finger protein XlCGF7.1-like. Bases 1 to 834 code for a protein of 277 amino acids. Gene Ontology annotation, molecular function: DNA-binding transcription repressor activity, RNA polymerase II-specific; RNA polymerase II cis-regulatory region sequence-specific DNA binding. The record is from RefSeq and is a predicted model, not a curated record. Gene Ontology annotation, cellular component: nucleoplasm. Lineage: Eukaryota; Metazoa; Chordata; Actinopteri; Cypriniformes; Cyprinidae. Gene Ontology annotation, biological process: negative regulation of transcription by RNA polymerase II; regulation of immune system process; regulation of cytokine production. The transcript has a single exon.